Talpa occidentalis (Iberian mole) is the source of this 1068-nucleotide messenger RNA. It is a transcript of the gene TCL1A, whose product is annotated as TCL1 family AKT coactivator A. The transcript is spliced from 4 exons. NCBI's taxonomy places the organism in Eukaryota, Metazoa, Chordata, Mammalia, Eulipotyphla, Talpidae. The record is from RefSeq and is a predicted model, not a curated record. Gene Ontology annotation, biological process: positive regulation of peptidyl-serine phosphorylation. Bases 41 to 418 code for a protein of 125 amino acids. Gene Ontology annotation, molecular function: protein serine/threonine kinase activator activity.
AGAGGCUCCGGCUUUUCUUCCCGGGCCCGCCCUGGGCGCGAUGGGCGAGCUCCCUUUCAGUGUGCACGCGUCCUUGGACCCGGACCACCUGUGGAUCUGGAACGCGGGCUUGUAUGUGGACGAGUACCAGCGCACCUGGCUGCCCAUAAUCAUCCAGGCAGAGACUAACCUCCAAGUGCUCAUGCGUCAGGUGGAUGUGGCCCCCGGGGAGGCCAUGCGCCCCAGCCAGCUGCCCCCCAGCCUGCUGCCUUUGAUGUGGCAGCUCUACCCCGGGAGAAGGUACCGAGCCUCUGACUCCAGCUUCUGGCGCAUCGUGUACCACAUCGAGUUUGGCGGCAUAGAGGACUUGCUCCUUGAGCAGCUACCAGACCCGGAUGUACAACCUGGUCCAGCUGUCCUGUCUCCCCUGGUCUCCUGAGCCCCGAGUCCUGCCAGCCUGCAGUGGGGAUGUUCAUGCCAUGUCCGUCUCAUUCUCCAGUCCUGUGUUCUGUACUACCCACAACCCAGCCCCUGAGGGAACAGACGGGCAAAGGAUGCACACCUUCCCGGGGCCUGCAGGACCCGCCCCUGCGGCCUCCCGGGCAGAUGACUCUGGGCAGGACCUGGUGGCUAGCCCUUCCUCCUGCCUUCCUCCUGACUUCUCCACUGCCUGCUGGUCUUCAUCCUCCCUCUCCCACUGUGCCUCGCAGAACUCAUCACCAACUGCUCCCCAUUCUGCUCGGUGAAGCUCCAGCUGUAGGCCUCGGGCCUCCUCACCUGCACUCUGGAACAGCUGUCUCCUGUGACACCGGCCUGCACCCAGCAGCAGCCCCGUGGCCCAGCAGGUGCAGGCACGGCUCGGAAUAAACUGACAGCAGCCCGGGUCUCUGCUCAGGCUCAGAAGCCAGCGGGUCUGGUCCACAGCUGGGACCCAGAGGAGGCAGGCACACCAGCUCUGCGACGGGCCCCAGGAGCCCACCUGUGGAAGGACAGAGGUUGGAUUCCCCCCCCCACCUUUUUAGGGGCCUCCGCACUGGGUGGUCUGAGAUUGUAUGUAGUGUGAACACUUUGUAAUGUUAAUUAAAUGUG